Molecule: messenger RNA, 649 nt
Organism: Ochlerotatus camptorhynchus
Lineage: Eukaryota; Metazoa; Arthropoda; Insecta; Diptera; Culicidae
Gene: lin-28
Product: lin-28
Exons: 5
Coding region: 5-649 (214 amino acids)
Biological process (GO): pre-miRNA processing
Cellular component (GO): nucleus; cytoplasm
Molecular function (GO): structural constituent of chromatin; protein heterodimerization activity; mRNA binding
Source: RefSeq, a predicted model, not a curated record
AAUAAUGGCAAAGGAUUCAAUAUCGAUCCCGCAGGAGGACUUUAACCAGCAGGUUCCGAGCGGUGCCAGUGGCGGUAGUUUUGAGACUGAAGAAGGAAAGACCCAACCGAGGCGGGGACUCUGCAAGUGGUUCAACGUGAUCAAGGGAUGGGGUUUCAUCACACCGGACGACGGUGGACAGGAUGUGUUUGUUCAUCAGAGCGUUCUUCAGAUGGAGGGAUUUCGAUCGCUGGGGCAAAAUGAACCGGUGGAGUUUGAAGCCAAGUUGACUGAUAAGGGAUACGAAGCGACCAAGGUCUACGGGCCGUCACUGAGUCAGUGCAAAGGCAGCGAAUUUAGGCCACGUGCCAAGCGGAAGUACCGGAAGAUGAGAUGCUACAAUUGCGGUGAAUUUGCCAACCAUAUUGCUCAGAUGUGCGCUUUGGGUCCUCUUCCGAAACGGUGCCACCAUUGCAAGGGCGAAGACCACUUAGUAGCGAACUGCCCGAGUAAGCCAGCGGGUAUUUCCAAGACUGUCGUCAGACUCGUCGUGAUAAUGCGUAUCUCCGGUCUGAUCUACGAGGAAACCCGAGGUGUGCUGAAGGUGUUGCAGGAAAACGUCAUUCGUGACGCUGUUACCUACGCUGAAGACGCCAAGCGUACGCUCUGA